AUGGAGCGCCAGCAAUCUGUGCGAGGUGCAGCUCGGGCAACCGACGAUCAGCAGCAAUCAACACUUUUCACCGAAUUACGGGCGGAAAUUGCCAAGAUCGACGCGAACGCGGAAACGAUCACGCAGGCGUACCAAGUGCGAAAGUUCGACGAACUGUUCCGGCGGCGCGUCCGGAGCGAGUUAUUAAUCAAUGAUCUCUUUCAGUACUUCAAUGAGGAGGCUCUCUCGGACGAAACGUUUGCUCAACAGCUGGCAAUCGUGUUCGCUACUCGGCAAUUGGGCGACGCCAGGUUACAGACCACGAACCUGCGCAACACGUGGAUUGAAAUACUGGAGAAGAACUUCCUCGGUGCCAAGGCGCUCAAGCAACAGAACGUCCAGCGGUUCUACAACUCGGUAACGCUGCUGGGAAAUUACUACAACCGAAAGAUGGUUGCGCUCGGCAGCAGGAUCGCCAUCCUUGGGGAGUCGCUGAUGUCUUUGCUUAACUCCGAGCUGGAGGCAGAAAUCGACAAAGCAUGCCAUAAUCCGGGUCACCGGAUCGAUCCGGACUUCACAAAGCUUCUGCUGUCGCAGAUUACUCUGAACGGAGCGAUCGGUAAGGUGGACAUGCCGAAAGAAACGAACACUUUGCUGUUCACGAUGCGGAAGGCGUUGAUCGUUGUGCCGAACCUUUGUAUGCAAGCGAAAGCUUUCCUGUUAAUGGCCAUUGAUAUGUACUAUGGCACGCUCGACGAGAAUUUGCUGGACCAGCUGUACACCAAGUACAUCGUGAAACCGGCUGAACCAGCACAUCCUGUGGUUGUAGUAGGCGCUGAAACGUGCGAACCGGUUCAAACGGUUCAAGCCUUACCGCGAGAAGAACCAUCGGUGAUAAACGGAGGCAAACACACGCCGGAAAAUGAAGCUUGUGACACGAAGACGAGGAGGCGAGGUGGUAGAUCGAACCGUGCAGGGGGAGGAGGUGGAAAGGGAAAGUCCCCGGUUCGCACAACGAGCGACAAGGAAAAUAAACGCCGUCCCGUACAGCCAAAGGUUGCGUUGGGAAGGAAAUCUACUGCCCCGGAAUUUGAUGACCGCAACAUUCGAGCGCAAGAGGACACCAACAGAGUGGGUUCAAUCAAGCGUGAAACGCCCACAACACCGACGAAGACUAAUCCUCCCACCCCAAGUCAACCUCGUUCACCCGCCAAAAAAGGACUCUCGCCAAGAAUGGAAAAACUCGCCGUACCACCGAAGAUAACGGUCACCUGUUCGACACCCUCACCAAAGCGCACAAACCAGGAAAAAUCUUCUCCUACGUCACCCCGGGCUGUGCUCGGUCCGUCGAUUGCGAGGCAGAAGCAACAGAUCCCACCAAAUAGUCCAACACCUUCUCGGGAAGGACGACAGACGGGGAAGAAUGGACCUUCUCAGGUUUCCCGUGGCCACCAAUCGACCACAUCCCUGGGAAUGGAAUCGGGAAGGUCGGUGAACAUUCCUAGACUUGAAACGCUUUCACUUAAUGACAGCUCCCGUGGACGCGAUGUAGUGCAAAUGCCCGCGAAACCAGCCACAUCCAUAUGUCCGAAAACUCCCGCAACGGAACCGGAUCGAGCGGCCGGUACGAGCACCUUGCGCACAACGGUACGAGAGCCCAAUGGUCAUUCGAAAGGACACGAAUCCGUCCCUGCGGAGAAACACAAACAAACGCAAGUGUACUUUCAAGAUGAUCACCUGGAUUUCCCCUCCUUUGUAGCGAUGCUUUCUGGUGAGGGCGAUUCGCCUAAGAAAGCGAAUCCCUACACAAAAUCCUUUCUCUCGUUUUUGACGAGCAAGUAA
This is a messenger RNA of Anopheles nili, 1821 nucleotides long. RefSeq lists its product as uncharacterized. The transcript has 2 exons. Gene Ontology annotation, biological process: regulation of translational initiation. The record is from RefSeq and is a predicted model, not a curated record. Bases 1 to 1821 code for a protein of 606 amino acids. NCBI's taxonomy places the organism in Eukaryota, Metazoa, Arthropoda, Insecta, Diptera, Culicidae. Gene Ontology annotation, molecular function: translation activator activity.